Vitrella brassicaformis is the source of this 303-nucleotide messenger RNA. The record is from the annotation of a GenBank genome assembly. NCBI's taxonomy places the organism in Eukaryota, Vitrellaceae.
UCACAACGCAGCAUGACCCGCCUGCACUGGCCCGUUCUCCCUCUCUCUCCGCAGUCUACUUUCGAGUGUCACGACGAUGGGGUUGUUGAUGUCUUGGCCGCUGUCGCCGAAAUACGAUUGCGGCGUGGCGGCAGAUGACGGGAUGGGUGGACGGCCGAAAAACUGGACGUCCUGCCGGCGAUGGUACGACUGGACGUUGUUGAAUGUGCGGAGUAGGUCCUCCUGCAGCAAUUUCAUCUGAGGUGGGUCUGCAGCUGUCCUCUCUGCUCCCUUCAGAGCCGCAUCGAAGGCAGAGGCAUUCAU